Molecule: messenger RNA, 1577 nt
Organism: Phacochoerus africanus (Common warthog)
Lineage: Eukaryota; Metazoa; Chordata; Mammalia; Artiodactyla; Suidae
Gene: CCDC102B
Product: coiled-coil domain containing 102B
Exons: 7
Coding region: 1-1539 (512 amino acids)
Source: RefSeq, a predicted model, not a curated record
AUGAAUUUAGAUUCCAUUCGUCGGUUAAUUGAGGAAACACAAAUCUUCCAGAGGCAGCAGUCAUCAAUUAAACCAGCAUGUGACCUGGUGGUGCCUGCCUCAUCCCCCAGGGACACCUGUGGUCCCUGUUUGCCACUUUAUGGGCUGCAAUCUCAUGCCUAUCACAACGUCUGUGCUCACUCAUGCAACAGUAAUGAAUGGGAUAUUUGUGAGGAGCUUCGACUGCGGGAACUGGAGGAGGUCAAGGCCAGAGCUGCUCAGAUGGAGAAGACCAUGCGGUGGUGGUCAGACUGCACUGCCAACUGGAGAGAAAAGUGGAGUAAAGUUCGAGCUGAAAGGAACAGUGCCAGGGAGGAAGCAAGACAACUCAGGAUAAAAUUAGAGAUGACCGUGAAGGAACUGAGUACUCUGAAAAGGAAGCAAAAUUUGUCACCUCAGAAGGAGGCUUUGGAAGCUAGAGUUAUUCAGGACCUUAAGCUUCCUGGUUUCAGAGAUGUGUCCUCUACACAGAGAGACUCAAUUCAAAUUGGUUCCAAAACGUGUGAGUCCAUCAGAGAGUGUUUGGGAAAAAGAGAAUUUCCUACCAAGGAGAACACAAAGAGUAAGAAAGAAUAUUUGGUUAUUGACCCAUUAAAAUUAAAUGAGAUGAAACUCAAUCUAGAUUGCCCUGACUUAUUCAAGAAUGGUGGUUCUGGAAACUGUAAAAUGAGACCUGGGUUAAGACUACAGGCAAUAAACCUGCCACUGGAGAAUGGAGUGUCUGAAAUUUCAGCUUUGCAGGUGCAUUUGGAUGAGUUCCAAAAAAUAUUAUGGAAAGAAAGAGAAAUGCGCUUAUCUUUGGAAAAAGAAAUAGAACGGCUGGAGUCAGCUUUGUUUGUCUGGAAACAGAAGUAUGAAGAACUGAAAGAUUCAAAGACAAAAAGUGUGAAAGAGUUUAACAUUCUUCAUGGUCAACAUAAAAAUGAAAUAGAAGACUUAUCAGGAGAUAUAAAGGAAGGAUCAAGCUCCCAGAACCGCAAUGACAGAGUGAUUUAUGAGUUAAGAGCAGAGCUAGAGAGACUUCAGGCUGAAAAUACAUCAGAAUGGGACAAGAGGGAAAUACUUGAAACAGAAAAGCAGGGACUGGAGAGAGAAAAUAGAAGGCUAAAGGUCCAGGUAAAAGAAAUGGAAGAGCUCCUGGACAGGAAAAGUAGAUUAAGUGCAAGCGCUCAAGGUCCUGAUUUCAAGACAUCACAAAUUGAACUACAGGAAAAAAACAAGGAAUUGUUGGAUAUUCAACAUGCCUACCAUACACUCAGCAGGCAGUAUCAAGCAAAAGCUGCAGAACUGACUCACACAAACAACCUAGUGGAUCAAAAUGAGGCUGAAGGGAAAAAACUGAGAUUUCAAGUAGAAGAAUUGAAAUGGGGACUCAACCAAAAAGAAGAGAAGCUUGGUGAUUUUCUGAAUCAGAUCCACAAGCUCCAGAUAUCUUUGGAUGAACAGCAAGGAAGAAAUGAAAACUUGGAAAUUAAACUAAGGUGCUUACAAACCUGGUAGUUAUUUCACAAAAUGUGUCAAAUUUAAGAUUGGGACCU